UAUAUUAUUUUUAAAAAUUGGAGAGUGGUAUGCACGGCUAAUGGAAAUGCUCUACGUGAUCUACAAUUGCUCAAAAGAUAAUGCAACAAUUUUUUUUUUAUUUUUUAUUUUUAUCUUUUUCUAAAAAAAAAAAAAACAUUUUAAAAUCAAUUUUUUAUUUUUUUCUAAAAAAAAACACAAGCUUGUGCGUUGCACGAGCUAAACUAAAGGACUACUGUAGUUGUUUUACAAUUACAUAAUUACCUCAUUACUCGUAUUGAUUUAGUUGAGAUGAUACACUAAUAUGGUUAAUCAGUGUUGAAUGAUACGGGAUACCAUAAUAACUACCCGAUUUGAAAAUUCAGGUACCCAAAGUUCGUAUUACCUGACCCAUGCUCACUCUUUGCAAAUUGGGCCUUCAAUGACGAUCUUUAAAAUCACCGUUAUCCUUUCCCGCUUUCCUAAGGAAGAAUAGCUUCCCUCCAAACAAAAAUGUCACUUCUCUUAUCUUUCCACCAUUUUUCUCUCUCCUCUGAAACCUCAUUUCACCACCAUCACCAACACCUUCUCUCUCUUCGCUUCCCCAAUAAACACCCAUUCAUCAAAUACCCUCGAAGAACCCUAAUUUCUCAGCUCCGACCAAGUGCCGGCAACAACGAAAAACCCCUCCCAAAAUCAGCAAUUCAACGAAUAGCAGAGAAAUUACGAACCCUAGGAUUCGAGGAAGAAAGAAAAAGAGAUACCCAUUUGCCAGAAGAUCAGAAUGAUGCUGAAAUUGGGAAAAUUUUCAUCCCUAAUUCCCGCCAAAUCCCUAAUUUUCGAGUUGGGCAUACUCUUGAUUCUAGUUGGUCAUCGCCCCAGAACCCGGUUCCGGACCCGGGUUCGGGGGGCGCCAUUGUUAAGAUAAAUGGGUUGAAAAGGGUGGUUACGAAGGAGAGAAAGGAGGAGAGAGAAAAGAGGGAGGAGGAGAAAGAGCCGAGCUUGGCGGAGCUGACAUUGUCGCGGUCGGAGAUUCGGAGGUUGACGACGAUUGGGAUUCGGAUGAAGCAGAAGAUGAAGUUGGGGAAAGCAGGGAUUACAGAAGGAGUUUUGAAUGGAAUUCAUGAGAGGUGGAGAAGUAGUGAGGUGGUUAAAAUUGUUUGUGAGGAUAUAUGUAGGCUUAAUAUGAAGAGGACCCAUGAUUUGUUAGAGAAAAAAACUGGAGGCAUAGUUGUUUGGAGGACUGGAAGCAAAAUUGUUUUGUAUAGAGGUGUCAAUUACAAGUAUCCAUACUUCUCACUGGAUGAAGUAUCUGGCUAUAACAGUUCUGAAAAUGCAGUUAAAGUAGAUGAUGGGAUGGAAGCCGGAGAAGAAGAGACGUCAUCUGAGAUGCUUGAUGAGAGAUUUACUGGACAAAGUUCAACAAGAAAUCUGGGUGAGUCUUCCUUGGUACCAGGUGUUGGCAGUCCAGGCAGGGUGCGAUUCCUUUUGCCUGGUGAAAGCCAACUUGUGGAGGAGGCUGAUCGUUUGUUAGAUGGAUUGGGUCCUCGAUUUACAGAUUGGUGGGGUUAUGAGCCGUUGCCUAUUGAUGCAGACCUUCUUCCAGCUGUUGUUCCUGGGUACAAGAGACCCUUUCGCCUUCUUCCAUAUGGAGUGAAGCCUCAAUUAACUAAUGAUGAGAUGACGAUACUCAAGAGACUGGGACGACCACUUCCUUGCCAUUUUGCUUUAGGGAGAAACAGGAACCUCCAGGGAUUAGCUGCUGCAAUUCUUAAACUGUGGGAGAAAUGUGAGAUUGCCAAGGUUGCUGUAAAAAGAGGAGUUCAGAACACUAAUAGUGAGCUUAUGGCCGAAGAGUUAAAGCGCUUGACUGGUGGUGUCCUGUUGUCCCGGGAUAAGGAGUACAUAGUGUUCUACCGGGGAAAAGAUUUCCUUCCAUCAGCAGUUUCUUCAGCAAUUGAACAGAGGCGGAGAAAUAGAAUGCAAGGAGACGGACAGGUGGUUAAUGGUUCUUUAACUAAAAAUACCGAGAACAUUGAAUUGGAUACUGAAGAGCAUACUGCUGCCUCUGUAAGUGAGACAAGCAAGGACCAAGAAAUUAGAAUUGAGCUUCAGGAGCAAAAAAACAUGUCUAUUCAAACAACCAUUUCAAAAACUAGCAGGAAGCUGUCCACGGCUCUAGAAGAGAAAGCAAAGGCAGAGAAGCUUCUUUCUGAUCUGGAGCAGGCUGAAAAUUCUCAACAAGUAGAGGUGGAUAAAGAGGGAAUCACGGAGGAAGAGAGAUACAUGCUCAGGAGAGUUGGCUUGAGGAUGAAGCCUUUUUUGUUGCUGGGUAGACGUGGUGUUUUUGAUGGCACAAUUGAGAACAUGCAUCUGCACUGGAAGUACAGAGAACUUGUAAAGAUAAUAUGUGGAGGAACCGGCAUUGAAGAAAUAAACAACAUAGCACGUAUACUAGAGGCAGAAAGUGGUGGAGUAUUAGUGGCUGUUGAGAGAGCCAGAAAAGGUCAUGCAAUCAUUGUAUACCGUGGUAAGAACUACCAACGCCCAGCUAGUUUGAGACCUAAGACACUUCUGAACAAGAAAGAAGCAUUGAAACGUUCAAUAGAAGCCCAACGUCGUGAGUCCUUGAAACUCAACGUAUUGAAGCUAGCUAAAGACAUUGACAGAUUGAAACUCAAAUUGGUUGAAGAUAAGGAGGCUUUGGAUUACCAAGCAGGUGAACAGGUGAAAACUGAACUGGAGCCGGAAAAGGGAGAGAGAAAUUCUAUCAUUUCAGUAAACAAAAAGGAAUCUCAAGAGGAUAAUACUCCUGUUCAGGUGGAGAAGCUGAUUAAAUUCCCCUCACUAUAUGAUAAAACCGAUGAUGGUGCAGACAAGUUUUCAGUUGGCUCAGUUUAUCCAAUCACCAAUUCAAACUCCGUGAGAAAGGAACAGGCCAAUGCAGAAGUCUCUUUUUGUGAUGAUGAUCUUAAGAAAAACUCUUCAGAGAUGAUUCAUGUUGCAGCUAGUGAUUCUGGCAAUUCUUCAUGCAAUGAAGUGAUGUUUCAUUCAAUCAGCAGUGAGUCUAAACCCACUAUUACAUCAGUGUCAGAAAACAAUAUUGAGCAUCAUAUUGCUAAGAAUGAGAUAUUAGAGCCAUCUCACGAAUCAGUAAACAAAGUGACAAUUUCUCCAUCACUUCAAAAGGCUGCGGAGAGCAAUUCUCAGGCAAUACCAGCUAAAACUAGACCGCUUACGAAUAAAGAGAGGCUUCUUCUCAGAAAACAAGCCCUCCAGACGAGGAGGCGUCCAGUUCUAGCUGUUGGCAAGAGCAAUGUUGUUACUGGUGUUGCGAAAGCAAUCAAAGACCACUUUAAGAAAUAUCCUCUAGCUAUUGUCAAUGUCAAGGGGAGAGCUAAAGGGACAUCAGUUCAGGAGGUGAUUUUCAAAUUGGAGCAAGAAACAGGUGGAGUUUUGGUAUCCCAAGAGCCAAGCAAAAUCAUACUUUACAGAGGUUGGGGUGCUGGAGUGGAAACUGGCCAUGCUUCUAAUAAUAGGGAUCAUGAUAGACAAGCUGAUAUACCUUCAUUAGCUGUCUCUCCAGAGCUUUUGGCUGCAAUGAGACUUGAAUGUGGAUUCUCAAGUGACGAAACAUAAGAGAUAGAGCUUAAGCUUGGGUUUGAUGCUUUGAUCUAAUUUUAUGGGAAAAUCUGGACUGGCUGUGUCAAUCACCCCAAGUUUCAGGACUCAUUUGACGUGCCUCUUAGACAUUACUGGCCAAGAAAUUUCAUGCAAGAUCUUGUGGAGAAAUUACACUGGACUGGUGCGUAAGAGUAGAGAUCUUUGCUUUUCCAGCAUCUCACUCCAGCAUGGACAAGCAAGCUCUGGUAUGCUUUCGACAUACUUUCUGCAGUUAUGUUAUGUAGGUUUAACCUUAUUCUCCCUUGCUGCUUGAUCUUUCCACUUGCUAUUGUGUGAGAUAAGAAUCCCCUGUAAUGUCAGUUGGGGUUAAAAUUUUAAGAUGGCUCAUGAUCUGAUCAAGUGAUCGGCCCAACACAAAAAUAAGAGUGGCAAAAGGAUAUCGCUAAAGGGUAGAGUGUAGAAGCACAUAUAAACCGGAUUUUUGGGUGCCUCCAAAGAUGGUUUUGACUUUUGAGCCUCUGAGCUUGUGAAGGAUCCAACAAAGAGUAGCCUCGACAAGAGGGGGGGGGGGAGUUGUUUAGGAACAGAGAUCAACAAGUUGGAUUCCAGGGUUUGGGCUGUUUUAAGUAAUGAAUGCCACAGCAGGAGCUAUUCCAACAUUUUACUUGGAAAUGGUAUAGUGCUUGUGGGAAGACCAUUAUAUCCCUCUUCCCAAGUGUUUUGAAGUAUUCCUUAUUUUGUACAGUACUCGUAUAUUCAUGUAAAACAUUUCACAUAAAAAUAGUUGUUUGGUAAUUAUU
Messenger RNA from Chenopodium quinoa (quinoa), 4382 nucleotides. Its product is annotated as CRM-domain containing factor CFM2, chloroplastic-like. The transcript has 13 exons. The record is from RefSeq and is a predicted model, not a curated record. Bases 472 to 3597 code for a protein of 1041 amino acids. Gene Ontology annotation, biological process: RNA splicing, via transesterification reactions. Lineage: Eukaryota; Viridiplantae; Streptophyta; Magnoliopsida; Caryophyllales; Amaranthaceae. Gene Ontology annotation, molecular function: mRNA binding.